This is a messenger RNA of Dibothriocephalus latus, 708 nucleotides long. The record is from the annotation of a GenBank genome assembly. NCBI's taxonomy places the organism in Eukaryota, Metazoa, Platyhelminthes, Cestoda, Diphyllobothriidea, Diphyllobothriidae.
AUGCGUGCGAUUCAAUGGGAUGACCUACGAAGGCAAGCGCGUACGCUGGAAAAUGACCUAGACUCUAAGCUUGCCUCUUUUGGAAAGCUGGGAAGUGCCUUUGGAAUGACUAAUUAUGGAUAUAUGCAGCCCUCUAACCAGCCCGCAAAUGACACAUCCUCUGAGUAUAAUCUGCUCUCAUGCGACAUCGAAAAUCUUCUUGAACGUCUGACUCAGGUAAACGACAAAAUGACUGAACUCGUCUCGUCUAUCGAACCUUCGGCCGUGGGCAGCAUCAGCCAACAGCAUACAGCCAAACGGCAUAGGGAGAUUCUUUACGAUUACAUCCAAGACUUCAAACGCAUUCGUUCCAGUUACAUUAACGCCAAGAAUCGGGAAGAGCUUUUUGCUUCAGCCCUGACAAAAUCACCGGAAAAACCUCGUCUUGACUCAACGCGACUCCUGCUGGAGGAGAAUCAGAGCCUGUUAAACGCUGAUCAGGCCCUCUCUGAGCGUAUUGCUGCCGCCUCUGCCAUUCGGUCCUCCCUGCGUUCGCAGCACCAUGUUCUGAAAUCGGCUACAAACAGUCUGCUUAAUCUACGCAAUCGUUUCCCCAUCGUUAACAAACUGCUUAAUCAGAUUUCCUGGCGCAAACAGAGAGACAGCAUAAUUGUGGGCACGGUAUUUGGUUGCUGUCUCCUCUUUCUCCUUUUUUACCUCUUCCACUAA